UCUCCUCGACCUUUCUUUCACAUCUCAAUCCAAUCCAGCAGCGCCAUGGCGGAAAUGCUCGAAUUUCCUUACCCUUUUUGGGGUCUCCAUGUGUUGAGUUGCAAUUAGAGGCGGUUCUCCCGUUAGCUCAAUUACAGCGCUGCAUUUGGAUCUGUUCUCGCGGUUCUUGGCCCAAGGAAGAGCAGAUCUUUCUUCAUGGGAAGAAGAGAAGGCGGUGUCAGUCAGAGAAGCAGCAUCAGGAUGGAGUUCAGAGCAGGCCUCUUCACGGCGGCCAUGGUAGCCGCCGCCAUGAUCAUCCUCUCCUCCACUCCAGCACUCGCCCAGAAGGCGAAGGACAAGAGCCCGCCAGCACCACCAGCCGACAUCCUCCCGCCAUCCCCAGCGCCAGCGCCAUCCCCACACAUCGUGAACCUCGCGGACCUCCUGAGCGUGGCCGGGCCAUUCCACACCUUCCUCGACUACCUGGAGAAGACGGACGUCCUCAAGACCUUCCAGAGCAAGGCGAACGACACCAAGGAGAGCGCCGAAGGGAUCACCAUCUUCGUCCCCAAAGACUCGGCCUUCUCGUCUCUCCGUGCCACGACGUUCGCCAACCUCACGGGCGAAGAGCUCAAGUCCCUGGUGCUGUACCACGCGCUGCCCAAGUACUAUUCCCUGGCGGAGUUCAACAAGCUGAGCAGCCUCAACCCGGUGCCCACGUUCGCCGGCUCCCAGUACACGCUCAACCUCACCGACAACAUGGGCAGCAUCCGUGUCAAGUCCAUGUGGUCCAACCCCAAGAUCAGCAGCAGCGUCUACUCGACCCGCCCCGUGGCGGUUUACGAGGUCGACAAGGUGCUCCUGCCCAUGCAGAUCUUCAAGAGCGACCCGCCGCUGGCGCCGGCCCCGGCGCCGGCGCCCGUGGAUGCCAAGGCCGAUGACGAUGCUGCUCUGAGCCCGGCGUCCGGGAAGGCGGCCAGUGCUAAGGCCAAGGCCGGGGAGAAGAGCGCCGCGUCGCAAGGCGCCGGUGGUGGUUACUUGGCGGUUGCUGCUGCCGGUGGUGUGAUGAUGAUGCUCCUGUGGUGAGAGUUGAGACUUGAGAGUUGAGAGAGCGAGCGGGCAAUGGCAUGCUGGGGCGCCGGGUUCAUUGGGAGUGUGUCCGUGGUGACUCGCUGAUGCCUGCUGAGAAAUUUUUACAUGGAUUUGUUGGUUGCUUGGGUUCAUUCUUUGGAUAUAUCGUAGGCGGUUUGUGUUAGGAUUUGCAUCGUAUAUGCUUCUGUGGUUGGUUGAUCGUGGUUCAUACUUGAUACGCCGUAGUACUUUGAUUUGGUGCCUGGAUGUAUGCAGAAAGUCUUUCAUACUGCUGGUCAGUAGUACUCAUGAUCUCGAGCGCUUAUGACAGCCAAUGUUGGCCAUACUCAUGAUCAUGAUCUCAUCUGUCAUAUUGGCCAUUCGGUUCUUGAAGAAGAAAAUGAAGUUACCAUGCA
This is a messenger RNA of Brachypodium distachyon (stiff brome), 1466 nucleotides long. RefSeq names its product fasciclin-like arabinogalactan protein 7. The transcript is spliced from 2 exons. The coding region runs from base 196 to 1065 and encodes 289 amino acids. Lineage: Eukaryota; Viridiplantae; Streptophyta; Magnoliopsida; Poales; Poaceae. The record is from RefSeq and is a predicted model, not a curated record.